Dromiciops gliroides (monito del monte) is the source of this 3981-nucleotide messenger RNA. It is a transcript of the gene RNFT1, whose product is annotated as ring finger protein, transmembrane 1. The record is from RefSeq and is a predicted model, not a curated record. The coding region runs from base 227 to 1411 and encodes 394 amino acids. Gene Ontology annotation, cellular component: endoplasmic reticulum. Gene Ontology annotation, molecular function: ubiquitin protein ligase activity. The transcript is spliced from 9 exons. Gene Ontology annotation, biological process: positive regulation of ERAD pathway. NCBI's taxonomy places the organism in Eukaryota, Metazoa, Chordata, Mammalia, Microbiotheria, Microbiotheriidae.
UCCUCAGGUCUGGCGUAGGCAGUGUCAGUCGUUGGCUGCGGGAGGGCGGCGGUGAUGACGGCCGGGCGUGACGGGUCCGCCGCGGCAGCACCUCCUCCUUCUCCUCCUGCCGCCGCCGCCGCCGCCGCCGCUGCCACCGCCACCAAGGCCUCGUCAGACUCAUCAUGAGAGGAGACAUAACCCUCAAACAAAUAAAUCUGGAUCAGAGUAAAAGCAGUCCAAGGCCAUGCAAGCCAGCUGUAAUCACCUUCACAAUCUGCCAGGAACUGGAGGCAGUGAGACUGCCCAUACUGUAAGAAUGACUGGUGAAGGUUCUUGCCAUCAUCCUGGAGACAUUCACAUACAGAUAAGCUCUGUACCUGGAGAGUGUGGUGAAAGUCCAAGCCCUAGAAACUUAAGAUCUGGUUCCCAAAGCAAUACUCAGGGCUGCAUACAUAGUCGAUUAAGGAGUCAUUCACACAAUGAAGCAAGGCAACCUGAUGACAGUACCAUGGAGCCAGGAGAAAAUGGCAGCAGCUCUAUCUCUGAGUUUCGCUAUCUCUUCCAUUGGUUGCAGAAAAGUCUUCCAUAUAUUUUGAUUUUGUGUGUCAAACUUGUAAUGCAGCAUAUAACAGGCAUUUCUCUUGGAAUUGGGCUGCUAACAACUUUUAUGUAUGCAAACAAAAGCAUUGUAAAUCAGGUUUUUCUAAGAGAAAGGUGCUCAAAGGUACAGUGCGCUUGUUUACUGGUAUUCUUAGCAGGAUCUUCCGUUCUUUUGUAUUAUACCUUUCGGUCUCAAUCACUUUAUUACAGCUUAAUCUUUUUAAAUCCUACUUUGGAUUUUUUGAGCUUCUGGGAGGUACUCUGGAUUGUGGGGAUUACAGACUUCAUCCUUAAAUUCCUCUUCAUGGGCUUCAAAUGCCUUAUUUUGUUGGUGCCUUCUUUUGUGAUGUCUUUUAAAUCCAAGGGCUAUUGGUAUAUGCUCAUAGAAGAAUUAUGCCAGUAUUAUCGAACUUUUGUUCCUAUUCCAGUUUGGUUUCGUUACCUUGUUAGCUAUGGGGAGUUAGGAGGCAGUGUAACAGGAUGGAGUCUUGGGAUUCUGCUGGGUCUACUCUACCUCAUUCUGAAACUUCUAGACUUUUGGGGGCAUCUGAGGACUUUCAGGCGGGCUUUACGAAUAUUUUUAACACGACCAAGUUAUGGGGUCACAGCCUCCAAGAGACAGUGUUCAGAAGCUGAUGAUCUUUGUUCUAUCUGUCAGGCUGAAUUCCAGAAGCCUAUCCUUCUCAUCUGUCAGCAUAUAUUUUGUGAAGAGUGUAUCACGUUAUGGUUUAAUAGAGAGAAAACAUGUCCACUUUGCAGAACUGUUAUUUCAGACCAUGUAAACAAAUGGAAAGAUGGAGCCACUUCAUCACAUCUUCAGAUUUAUUAAAUCUUGUCAACUACUACUUGGUGUUUAUAGGAUGCUGGUUUUCAUUUGAUGUUUGACUUAAUGUGGGUACUGCUAUAACUGAAUUUUAAAUGGCUUUCCAGUGUUUUUAGUUCAGAACUAACCAUAAGCAUCCAAAUCAGACAUUUUAGACUAUUAGAAACAAGUUAAAGAAAAUUCUGUCUACAGACAUGAAAUUAAGAAUUAAAUGGGUAAAAAGCAACCCUGUGUUAUUUUGACUUUUCUUCUAAUUCAGUAUUGUUCAAAUAACUUUUCUCUGUGUAUUUAAAGAUGUGUGUAAUGAUAAAUUGUUUAGACAUUCUUAGUAUGUAGUUGGACAACUAGUAGUAGUUUAUGUUGAGGAACUCAGGCAUUGUUUCCUACUAGAAGCAAAAUCUUAUUUUUUCAUGGUUUUAAGGUACAUGUAUAUUAAAUAAUUCUAGCUUUUUAGAGAGCAUUGACUUUUAUAAACCCAAUUCUGAAUUAUUCCUAGAAUUCUUACAGCACCAUAAGGCAAAGGCAUUUCAAUGUAUUUUUCCUGUGUUGACUUUUAAGAAUAAUAGGAAUAAUUCCUAUAAAAUUUUAUAAAAUUUGUAUUUUUAACAUGUAAAAUUCUAAAUACUAUAUUUUGUCUAAAUCAGAUUUUCCAAUUAAAAGGAACUGACAUGGGAAGAUAUAUUUUAACUGUAUUGUUAACUGUCAUUUUGACUAGCAAUCAGUGAGAAUAAACAAAAUUUAAAAAUUUUUGGUGGACCUUACAUAAGCAUGUUGCUGUCAACUUAAAUGUUUAUUAUUUUACUUUUAUCUAGUGCUAUUGACCGUCUUACACAGUUACAAUAUAAUUUGUUGGUUGUGAAGGAUUUUUACUCAAAGAUCACAUUCCAUCAACUUAACCUGAAUCUAAAGGGAUUCUUCAUUACAUAUUUACAUUGUCACAAAAUUAUUUAGUUUAUUUUAAUCUUCUAGCCAUUUUUCUUUUUUAUAGCACUAACCCUGUACAGAUUCACUUUGGGGCUACUGUGCCCUUGAAAAAUCAGGCAUUCUUACGUUAGUAGUUACUAUACAAUUUCAACUUUGGGUUAUUUAUAACUUAUGUUUUAGUUACACAAAGGCUGAUAAUUCCUUUCACUUAACUUGUUCGGUAUAUCAAAGGAUAUACUCCCUGAAGAGGAUAUAUUCCCUGAAGAAAUGGCAUUGAAGUGUUAUCAAAUAAGUCAGAUUUACAUAAAUGUAAAAAUUGUCAUCUUAAUUUUCAAUUAGUGGGAUAAUUCUCAGAGUCGGUUGUAUUUUCAUUAUUCUUGGAAGAAAACAAAGAACCUAUUAGAGAAGUUUCAUGCAGAACAGACUUGUCUGAAAGGUUAACUUUUGUUAUCAAAUUAUUUUCCCUUUGGUUUAAGCUUCAUAAAAAUCAGAAGAAUUUUCUAUUUUGUUGCUAUAGAUUCAUGAGUUUUUAUGAUUUUUCUGUAAAAGCAGCACAUCAUAUUGCAUCGAUGUAUUUCAAAGGAUAGAUUUCUACUUUAUUUUAAGUCAAUUUUUCUGUAAAUUCUUUAGUUUAAAAGCUUGUUAGGAAAUGGGAUUAAAUCUUCCCCUGAAAUUGUGUACUCGUUACUAUUUAAUUAGAGUUUGCACCCAUGGUGUCUCUUAAAUUGUAGUAUGCCUUACUGGGCAGAGGAGCUUCCUUCUCCCUACAAUUCCCCCUAGGAGUUUACUACAAGCUGGUAGGUGGUAGUCUCUGUCCUACUGGCUAAAGCUUUAGAGCUACCACUUUUUAAGAGCCAGUAUUCUUCUGCAUACUCCCGUCUGCCCCACUGAUUAAAAAUUGCUAAUUAAGAUUAGAUUGGGCUGAUGAAAGUACAUCAACUAAAUUAUAAGUUCUUCGGGGAAGGGGGAGCAGGGACAGGCAAUCGGGGGGGUUAAGUGACUUGCCUAGGGUCACACAGCUAAUAAAUGUCUGAGGCCUCAUUUGAAUUCAGGUCCUCCUGACACUUAAGAUGAGUGCUCUAUCCACUUCACCACCUAGCUGCCCCCUAGAUCGCAGGUUCUUAGCCUGGGAUCCAUGAGCACGUUUUGAAAAGUAUUCUGAUAACUGUCUUUCAAUAUUAUCAGUUUGCUUUGUAAUCCUAGUAUUUUAUGCAUUUAAAAACAUUAUUAUGAGGAGGGGUCCAGAAGGGCCUGUGAUGCUAAAAUGGUUAAGAAGCCCUGGGAUGGAUUGUAUUGAUGGAUUACUUACAGGUAGGAGAUAUACAUCAAUAGUUGAAAAGUUUAUACUAUUGUUAUUCUAAUUCUCAAUUUCUGCCUGAAAUGCCCUCUUCCCUUGUCAGAUUACUACUUAUACCUCAAAUAAUGCCUUACCUUAGCACCACUACUGCCCUCUUCCUUCAGCAAUUAUUGUCCCCUUUGAAAUACACAGUUUGUGCUACCUUGUAUAUUGUUUUGUUAUAUAGUUAUUUGUGUCUCAGCCCAUUCCUAGACUGUAAGCUCUUUGAGGGCAGGGACUGUGCCUUAUCUAAACUGCUUGGAAUGUAGUAGCUCAGUGCUAUUACACAGGUGACUAAUAAAUGUUUGAAUCUGAA